AUGCCCUCUGGAGCAGCUGCUGUCGGUCUAUUCCUCAGCCUAACCUUGGCCGUUACCAAAGGUACCCGGUUUGAGGGUCACUCACUUGGGCCGCCGUGUCGUCCCAGCCAUGUUUGCACACUAGCCUUUGUCUCUGACAACCCAGUGUUUCUGCGUUGCCCUCAUGGCUCGCUCAGGGUCUUUAUCACCUGGCAGUAUUUCGAUCCGGCCCAGAGCGACGAGCAGCCCGCCACUUUUCUACACUCCAGGAGCACCUUUGGGCCUGUGGUCAGCCAAGCCCAUUUGCGAAGGUUGCAGUCAAAGUCCCGCCUCUUAAACAGCAACCUCUACAACCCAAGCCCCAGCGUGCAGGACUCUGGCGUGUACACCUGCCGCACGGGCGAUGCCACGCUGGCCUAUUACCAGGUCGAUUUCCAGGAUGCCAACAGCAUCCACGUCUCGCACGCCAGCCUUGGGGAGGCCACUCUGGCCAACACCACUGUCAACGUGACGAACGAGUUGCAGGCCAAGCUGUUUACCUCCUGGAGUCCCUGGCAACCCUGUGAUCGCUGCGGCCGUCCUGGAGAAAGGAAGCGGGUUGGAUUUUGUUAUGCUCAGGUGAUCUCCUGGAAGGAGCACCGUGUGGAGCAGCUGCUGCCGUGCGGAGUGGCCCAGAGGAAGCACCCGACGCUGCCCAAACGGGGGCCAGAGCUGAGAGUGGAAGCCUGCCAGGUCCCCUGCAAUGAGUCCCACCUGCUUGCCAAGGAGGAGCCCGGCACAGUGCCGCUUUUCGUCUACACCAUCUACCACCCCAGUUUCCAGGACACCACCUACUUACGCUGUCCGACCUCUUCUAUCUACAGCCCCGUUUACUGGGAGGAAGGCUCCACAGCACUGACCCGCCUCCAACUUCUCCAGCAGAACCGUAGUUCUCAUAACUUGGACGAGGCAACCGGAGGAGGGAUCCUUCGCCUCUCCUUCCAGAACCGCUCGCAGAGAGUUUUCUACCAGUGCUACGUCAACGGGCAUUUGGUGGGCAAGUUUCUGAUCACCGCCCCCAGCCGUGUCGGAGAGCCGACCUACACUUACUCCAUCGUCGAGGCGCUUGUGGUGGGAAUGUCCAUGUUCCUGGUCUUCCUGAUGUUCCUCAGCAUCAUCCAGUCCUGCAGGAAGAAACCAGGAACCACAAUGGUCUAGGUGCAUGAUGCGCCGCAGACGCUCCAGAAACAGCACAUGGGUUGC
Messenger RNA from Sphaerodactylus townsendi, 1221 nucleotides. It is a transcript of the gene FAM187B, whose product is annotated as family with sequence similarity 187 member B. The transcript is spliced from 2 exons. The coding region runs from base 1 to 1176 and encodes 391 amino acids. Lineage: Eukaryota; Metazoa; Chordata; Lepidosauria; Squamata; Sphaerodactylidae. The record is from RefSeq and is a predicted model, not a curated record.